This is a messenger RNA of Colletotrichum spaethianum, 720 nucleotides long. RefSeq names its product putative gluconokinase. Gene Ontology annotation, molecular function: gluconokinase activity. The coding region runs from base 1 to 720 and encodes 239 amino acids. Gene Ontology annotation, cellular component: cytoplasm. NCBI's taxonomy places the organism in Eukaryota, Fungi, Ascomycota, Sordariomycetes, Glomerellales, Glomerellaceae. The record is from RefSeq and is a predicted model, not a curated record. The transcript is spliced from 2 exons.
AUGCUCUCCUACGACUCUCCUAUGCCUGUCAACGGGCAGCCUCCCAAGUCCCCCUCGGGCCUCACAAAUGGCGUGCAACAAGCUGUCGCCUCCAAGACCCAGCCCAGAGUGCCUGGAGUUCCGACCUCCGCAAACAACGGCGCACACGUCAACGGAUCUCUCGACACCAAGUACCACCACAUCUGGCUAGUUACCGGCCCAGCUGGCUGUGGAAAGACGACCGUCGCCGAGUACCUGGCCCAGGCUCUGAAGCUUCCCUACAUCGAGGGUGACAGUUUCCACCCCCAAGCAAACAUCGAGAAGAUGGCCAACGGCGUGCCUCUGACCGACGCCGACAGAUGGGACUGGCUCGUUGCGCUGCGCGAAGAGUCCCGCCACCAGUUGGCGGCAGGCUCCGACGGAGUCGUCCUUACCUGCUCAGCCCUGAAGCGCAAGUACAGAGACGUCAUCCGCGUCGCCGGAUACUACGACCGCUCGAUUCUCAUCCACUUCAUCUACCUCUCGGCCCCCGAAAACGUUCUCGUACAGCGCGUGACAGCUCGCAGUGCUGCGACCAACCACUACAUGGGCGCCAACAUGGUCCACAGCCAGUUCCAGACCCUUGAGCCUCCCAUGGCCGAUGAGACGGAUGUCAUUAGUCUCGACGUCAGCCGCUCCCUCGAGGAAGUCAAGCGCGAUGCUCUGGCCAACGUCAAGGCCGUGAUGGAGGAAGAGGCGUGA